Messenger RNA from Monopterus albus (swamp eel), 922 nucleotides. RefSeq names its product phosphatidylinositol N-acetylglucosaminyltransferase subunit Y. The coding region runs from base 25 to 237 and encodes 70 amino acids. Gene Ontology annotation, biological process: GPI anchor biosynthetic process. The transcript has a single exon. The record is from RefSeq and is a predicted model, not a curated record. Gene Ontology annotation, cellular component: glycosylphosphatidylinositol-N-acetylglucosaminyltransferase (GPI-GnT) complex. Lineage: Eukaryota; Metazoa; Chordata; Actinopteri; Synbranchiformes; Synbranchidae.
CAGCAGUAGAACCCAUCUGCAAGUAUGUUCUCUCUGUCCUUAAUGGUGGGACUGAUCCCAAUAGUGUCCCUCUUUGGUUUGUUGUACUCCGCUGCUGUGGAUGAGAACUUCCCUCAAGGCUGCACCAGCAGCAGCAGUCUGUGCUUCUACAGCCUGCUGCUGCCAGUCACCAUCCCCGUCUAUGUCUUCUUCCACCUCUGGAGCUGGAUAGGGAUCAAGCUCUUUAGACACAAUUAGGCCACUCUGGUUCCAUCCUGUUAGAGGAAAUUGUACCUGAAAACACUUCAGAACCAUUUAAACAUCUACUGGGGAUGAAUUUUACAUUUCUCGGCCUGUUUUGUCUCUAAAAGGUAAAAAUGGUUGGUUUGUUCACAUUUGAACACAUCAGGAAAUUACAAGCACAAUUAUAGUGGUGUUUGUUAGCAGGAGCUGCUGUUGCUUGUUCCACAAACACUAGAAUUAAUUACUGCUGUAAUACAUUUCUUUGAUUGAGAUACCAAAGAAACAGACACAUUGCAGAACAUAUGGCCACACUAGACACAGCAGACUGAAGGAAAAGGAGUGCCACAAAAUAUCUAAAGACCUAAUGUCAAAAUGGGUUCAUUUUGGGAAGUAACCACGGGUGGAUUUAUGCCUUUAUUAACACAGUAGUUUUCAUUUUAGGUGGAAGGUUGCUAUAAUACCUAGCAAUGAUAUCAAUAGACUUUUUGAAGAGUGGUAAUCAUUUUGUAAGAAAUGUUUUGUCAGUGUCAAAGCAGCAGGUAAUCCUUAAGAGGCUGGUACAAUGGGAUGUCUUCCCUGGUGUAGUUACAGCGCUUUAGCAGAAAUGGAUGAUUAACCCUUUGUAUGAUGUGACAUAUUGCAUUUACUGUAUACACUGCUAUGGAGGUGAGAUUAAUAAAGACAGUGAUGUAUAGCUGAA